AUGCAAUUGGCUUUGGUGGUUAGGUUGAAAAUUAUCCGCAGUUGGAUUUCGCGAUUACGCCUUCCUAUCGCUUGCGAAUUGAAGGACCAAUACGAUACACUCCGCCUGCGCAAUGGACCAGUUGUUGCCAUUAUCCAAUGGCAGGGCAAAUUCGAAGGACCGGCGGCCGGCCUGCGACGGGGCAACCAGAGAGCCCUGGCCGAUCUAAUCUCAACUGAAGCUGGAACGCUGCAGGUCCAGACGAGUGUCGACAUCCACCAAGUCGCGAUGGCGUGCAUUAAUGGAUGCUGGGAUAUAUCGGACGCCUGGGUCGGCGCCCUGAGACGAAGCAUGCUGAUCUCGUUCGUGGCUGUUAGGGAAAUACCACGUUUCGUUGGACCAAACAUUGUUUCUGCCUGCCCGCCACUGUCAGAGAAGCAGAACGGCACCGGCCACAAGCAAAUCAGAGGGGAGGCAUCCUCGUCCGUCACGCCCGCAUUGUCCAAUGAUAGAAACUUGUUUCUUGCGCCAACGACGGUCGUGGUCAUGAUCCAAUCACAGCCUCCAGCUGAGCCCACCCUUGUUAUGCUGAGAUGGGGGAAUUACCCUUCUUCGAGUGUCGCAUCCCAAGACUCGAUUCCAUUCGCUUUUCUGUCUUCUUUCAUCACUCUCGUUAAUCAUUUUCAGUGCCUUGUUCUCAUCGCCAUCAUAACGACAAGUGACGGACGGGUUUCGAGAAGGGAUUUCUUGAGCAAGGGCAGCCGGAGAACUGAAUGUCAAGGCCAACCCAGUAAAUCGGGUACAAGUGUCAUUCCGGGCUCAGCUUUCACUGCAGACGCGUCAGCAUUUCAGAAUCAGCGACUUCGAGCAGAUAAAAGAGUAUCAGUCACGAUGAGCGACGAGCAGUCGUUCACGGUCGAGAUCCCGAUCCGACCUCGGGAGCCACGUCACCGGGAUUCAACCUUUGCCUCGCAUGCCAAAAUCGAGGAAGUAGUUCACUCACCACCAUUUGAACACCACUUUCGCCUGUCGCAACCUGUUCACCACCAGCAAAAAUGUCCCGAGGGCCUGAAGAUCAUCUCAGGUGUCUAUGGGAAGACAUUUCGUGACCGGUCGCCGACCUCAUCGACCAUGAGCUCGACUCAUGUCCCCGACUCAGCGACGACCUGUUCAAUGCCCAUGUCCCCCACCUCAUCGACCUUUACAAGGGCUACGACUCCUGAUAUUGAUGGCCCUGAGCGCCUACCAACACCGUUUCUUGCGUCGCGGUCCGGUACGGGCGGACAUCGUUACAGAGAAUCAUGCGACUCGGGAUCGACGUUCGUGGACUCCAUCAUGGGCGAGAGGUUUCCGGCGUAUCCGGAAUCCAUCGGCGCGGGUCACAAGGAGGAUCCACUGCCGCGGAUGGACAUCAUCGAGCCGGAUGAAGACGAGCAAACUGACUUGCCUCACACGGCGGGCACCCCAAGGCCGCCGUCGCCGGACGAAACGCCCGAGUCACCCCGCGAAGAGCGGGUGCCGCCCCGGCCCCUCAAUGAGAGGAUGAGCUUCGACUCCGGCUCCGAUCGUCUCUCGCGUGCAUGGGAACCCAUCACCCCAACACCCAUUGACUUCUCUAAUGAAGAAGCCGAUGCAGUUCUCGACUAUGUCUUGCAAGUCACUUACGGUGUGGAGCUGGAAGAGGUUACCAUGCCACCUGCCUUCCUCCGCCAUUUCGUCUUCAGAUUUAUCCAAGACAUUGGGAGAUUCGCUUUCAAUGGAUUCCCCGCCGGAACACAACUAACCCACACUCAAUCCACGUCGUCUAAUGGUUCUCUGCCUCUAGCUCGGAGAUCAGGGUCAGGUCGAGGGUCCCAAAACGGCAAGCGCAAGAAGGGCGACACCGGCCGUGCAGAUGGGGAUGAUGAUGGCGAUGACUUGACGGAUGACGAUGGAGACUCAAGCGUGCCGUUCAAGAGGGCCAGACAAACACCACGAGAGGCAGAGGGAGAUCUUCGACUGAGCUGUCCGUUUCGCAAGAGGAACCCGCAUAGGUUCAACGUGAGAGAGCACCAUUCGUGUGCAAUGACUUACUUCCCCAAGUUUGCCGAGCUGAGGCAACACAUCGUCAAGCAACACAAGCGCAACGACCCUUCAUCCUUCAUGUGCGACCGCUGCAACCGAGACUUCCCCAGCAAGAAGGAUCUCAGGGAUCACCAGCGUCUGCCAAAGGAGCAGAUGUGUGACGUUUCCGACCACGAUCCAGAGUCCGGCAUCGACGGCCCUACAAUGACGAAGCUUCUCAGUAGGAAGCGAGCCAGUGGCAUGAGCACUGAGGUUCAAUGGAAGGAGAUCUGGAACCUGUUGUUCCCUGACGACGAUGACUACAGGGUUCAACCUUUCGACUUCUGCCCCGUUAUCGAGCAUUUCGAGCUGCAGAACCAGUUCAUGAACAGUCUGAAAGAUGUUGAGGAUAGCCUGCGAAACAAGGGCAUGACUCCCCAAGCGCUGGAGACCAUCGGGAACAUCUAUCGCAAUCAGUUCAUCCAGGUCAUUGAACAGUGCAUCGCCAACGCACAGAACAUGCCCUAUUCGAACCGAAGCAAUCGAAAGAAUGAGCCAUCACCGUCCCGCCUCCUGGCCCCACGCCACUUGACUCGCACUGUGCCUCGUCCAGACUCGGGUGUAGACGUCGACGAGGGUUCGGAAGAUAGCCAGUCUGUCGCCAUCUUCCCUGGAGGCGGAUUCGACGGGCAGGGUAUGCUCGCCCACUCCGACAGUGUUCGAACAGUCAGAAGGGCGUCAUCAACCCCGGAAGAGUUCAGAGGCUCUGCUCCGCCAAGGACGCUGCAGCCCCUAAUAGAACAGCUGCCCGCAUCCGACUUUGGCCUCGGAUGCUCUCCCCCACUGCAGAAGCAGUCACAUUCGCAGCAGCAAUUGUCUCAGCAGCCGCCAAUGUUCGACCAACAGGCGGAACUCAUGCCAAUGGCAAAUGGGAUGACGCCGGAGAUGGCCGCUCAACUCUGGGGCUACCAUGAUGGCACCAUGGUGCCGACGUCAGGGCCAUCACCCAGCAAUAUGAGCAUGUAUGCGCCAGUGAUUGACACCAAUGGGCAGCCCCAAUUCCUCGACUGGAACCCGGGACUGCAGGAUCAUAAUGGGAUGUACGACUUCUCGGGGUAUCUGGCUGUAACAUCGGUGGCGGUACAUAAUCUUGAGGCCUCAGGUGGUUUACACCUGAUUCAAAGAGUUAUGUUUGAGAUCAGCAACACGCUCAGAGUGUGCGGCUACGCUCUAGCUCCAAGAGCGGAUAUUGAUCAGCUGAAGAGGGGCAGCUUCCCCAUGGGUUGGUGGUCUCAACCGUCCCCAAACGACUAUUCUUCAGGAAAUCCACCGAGUGUCUUACAUAAUCACGAGAUGAUCCAACCUGUCUCGGCCAAGCGACCCCGCGAUUCACCUUGGAAUUGCAUAAUGUCUGAAGUAGCCGUCCAACUACAUCUCCCCGCUUCCAAUUCCAUCGAUAACAACUCCUUGCCGCAAGGCGCACCUCCGGCCUGCUGGCUUACCCCUCUAACCGCGCCUCCAAAGUUUACGCCCAUCGAUAUGGCCUGGCUUAGUGCUUCAUUACGCGCUGGCGAGUCGCGUCUCUAUUUUCUCUGCAUCUUUUUCGGCAUUGGCGCAUCUGUCUGGGGAUACAACAUUGGCAUACUGUCUUCAGUGAUAGUCAGUUCAGGCUGGCGCGAAGCUCUACAUCAGCCAACACGCGCUUUAAUCGGAACCGUAGUCAGCAUCUACUACACUGGAACCUUCAUCAGCUAUCUCUGCAUUUCCCAUCCGAUUACUGACUGGCUUGGUCGUCGGUAUGCCGCCUUGUCGGGAACAGCUUUCGUUUGCCUUGGCGCCAUAUUGCAAGCCACAAGUGGUGGCGAUACAGCUCGCGGCACCAUGCUCGCUGGAAGACUCAUCAGUGGCGUUGGAGUUGCCGUCGUGUCUACUUCAGUGCCGUUAUACCAAGCUGAGAUAUCGCCAGCACACAAGCGCGGCCAUUUUGUAACGUUGAACCACGUCGGCUUCAUCGCUGGUAUAGCGCUGGGUUUCUGGGUUGGAUAUUUCAUGAGAUUUUGGUCCUCCGAUGCAGGCCUUUUCUAUGGCUGGAGACUGACUAUCCUCUUGGAGAUAAUCCCCGCAAUGAUCUUUGGGCUUGGGUUGCCUUGGGUCCCCGAAACUCCCCGUUGGCUCGUCGAACAUGGAAGGAAAGACCAGGCACGUUCGACCCUUCGCUGGCUCCGCGAGGGAAGUUUCGACGACGACGAAAUUGAGCAUGAAUUCUCAGCCAUCAUCAAAAGCGUCGACGAGUACCAUCAAUCCGGCAGCAACUGGCUUUCUUUAUUCCGACAAAAGCCACUGUUUAAUCGUCUCUGGCGAGCGACCCUACUACAAUUCAUGGCCUCAAGUUGUGGUGCUACUGCUAUUAAAUACUUCCUCCCAUGGCUAUUGGAGCAACAUGGCAUAUUCUCGCAUACUGCGUUGCUAAUCAGCGCUACCGAAUCAACGGUCAAGAUAGGUUUCACGGUUCUCGAGAUGUUUAUCAUUGAUCGGUUUGGGCGGAGGAAAUGCCUCGUUGCUGGUUGCAUCAUCAUGGCUUUCUCACUGCUGAUCAAUGGAGCCGUGCCUCUUCUAGACCCUCAGCGUAAAAGCCCAGCCACAGAUAUAAUCUGCGUGGCCUUCAUCUUUGUAUAUGUCAUUGGCUUCUCUCUGGGAUUUGGGCCAACGGCAUGGGUAUACAACACAGAGAUCUUUCCCACCUCGGUACGAGCACGAGGCUUGAAUUUCGCCUCCGCUGGUGCCUCUGUCGGUUCUUCUAUCGUCACUAUGGUGUGGUCUGCGGGCAUCGGAUAUAUGGGUAGUAACAUCUACUUCAUAUUCAUGGUUGUGAACAUUAUCUGCAUUCCGGCCAUAUAUGCGUUCUUUCCCGAAACCAAGGGUCGGGAGCUGGAGGACAUGGACGCGCUCUUCGGUGCCAUUGAAACAAGACGGAGUGAUUUCGAUAAUCUCUCUGAACAUCUCUUGCAAGAUGAUGCUCCUUUCCGCGAUUCCGUAGAAUCGACGACUGGUAUAAACAGAGAGCAGGAUCGUGAUUAA
Colletotrichum lupini is the source of this 5100-nucleotide messenger RNA. RefSeq lists its product as uncharacterized. The transcript has 22 exons. Gene Ontology annotation, molecular function: carbohydrate:proton symporter activity. The record is from RefSeq and is a predicted model, not a curated record. NCBI's taxonomy places the organism in Eukaryota, Fungi, Ascomycota, Sordariomycetes, Glomerellales, Glomerellaceae. The coding region runs from base 1 to 5100 and encodes 1699 amino acids. Gene Ontology annotation, cellular component: membrane. Gene Ontology annotation, biological process: transmembrane transport; carbohydrate transport.